This is a messenger RNA of Carlito syrichta (Philippine tarsier), 1032 nucleotides long. RefSeq names its product olfactory receptor 52I2-like. Gene Ontology annotation, cellular component: membrane. The transcript has a single exon. The record is from RefSeq and is a predicted model, not a curated record. Bases 58 to 1032 code for a protein of 324 amino acids. Gene Ontology annotation, molecular function: G protein-coupled receptor activity; olfactory receptor activity. Gene Ontology annotation, biological process: G protein-coupled receptor signaling pathway. NCBI's taxonomy places the organism in Eukaryota, Metazoa, Chordata, Mammalia, Primates, Tarsiidae.
GAUUUCAUCCUUAUCUUACAUCACCAAUUUAUUAACAGGAAAGCAGUCACACUUGAGAUGCUGGGGCCACCCUACAACCACACAAUGGACACCUCUGCCACCUUCUUCCUUGUGGGUGUUCCAGGAUUGCCGUCUUCGCAUCUUUGGCUUGCUAUCUCACUGAGUGCUGUGUACACCAUAGCCCUGUCAGGAAACACACUCAUUGUGACUGUAAUCUGGAUAAAUUCCACUCUAUACGAGCCUAUGUAUUAUUUCCUGUGUGUUCUUGCUGUUGUAGACAUUGUUAUGGCCUCCUCAGUGGUACCCAAGAUGGUGAGCAUCUUCUUUGCAGGAGGCAAUUUCAUCAACUUCAAUGCUUGUUUUGCUCAGAUGUAUUUUGUCCAUUCAGCAACAGCUGUGGAAUCAGGGCUGCUGCUGGCCAUGGCUUUUGACCGCUAUGUAGCCAUCUGUAAGCCCCUACAUUACAGGCGAAUUCUCACACCUCAAGUGAUGCUGGGAAUGAUUCUGGCCAUCAUUAUCAGAGCUGUCAUAGCCAUUACUCCAUUGUAUUGGAUGGUGAGUCAUCUACCGUUCUGUGGCUCCAAUGUGGUUCUCCAUUCCUACUGUGAGCAUAUAGCUGUGGCCAAACUAGCAUGUUCCAACACAAUGCCGAGUAGUCUCUACAGUCUGAUUGGUUCCUUCAUUAUUGUGGGUUCUGAUGUGGCCUUCAUUGCUGCCUCCUAUAUCUUGAUUCUUAGGGCAGUGUUUGGUCUCUCCUCAAAGAAUGCUCAGUUGAAAGCAUUAAGCACAUGUGGCUCCCAUAUGGUGGUCAUGGCUCUGUACUAUCUACCUGGGAUGGCAUCUGUCUAUGUGGCCUGGCUAGGACAGGAUGUAGUGUCCUUGCACAUCCAAGUGCUGUUAGCUGAUUUGUACCUGGUUAUCCCACCCACCUUAAACCCCAUCAUCUAUGGCUUGAAGACCAAACAAUUACGCAAGAGAAUAUGGAGUUUGCUGAAGCACUGCCUGUUUGAUCACACCAGUUUGGAAUCAUGA